UAAAAGAUUUUAAACUUCGUUCAAAUCGUAUCAUAUUCAAAUUGUGAACCUCCGAUCCUCACAAAAAAUGAACCUUAAUAUAAAAUUUUUAAACUUUUUAACAAAGAAAUGUCAAUUUGGAUUGAAAUUAUGGCAAACAAAUUAUAUGACCACCAGCGCUAAUCUGUUAAAAUUGCAUGAGAGAGGAAUUUUGUCCGGAUUGUUGCCCGGAGAUAAAAGUCCAGAAUUGUUGAAAAUGUUAACCAGUUCCAGGCAGACGAUAUAUUGCGGAUUCGACCCGACAGCAGAUAGUUUACAUGUCGGGAAUCUACUUCCACUAAUUGUCCUCUUGCACUGCCAACGAGCUGGCCAUCAAUCCAUUGCUGUGAUAGGUGGCGCAACAGUUCAAAUUGGAGACCCCAGUGGAAAGAUGAGAGACAGGCCAGUUAUUCCUAUAGAAACGAUUGAGAACAACAUAGAGGGCAUCCGGAAGAACAUUCAAACUAUCUUUGAGAACCACAGUAAAUAUAUAACAACAUCCAAUGAAUGUAAUAACAACAGAAGCAGAAAAAAACCUUUAUCGCAGAUUCAAAUUUUAGACAAUAGAAACUGGUACAAAGAAAGGAAUGUGAUAGAAUUCCUAUGCAGUGAAGGCAGGCAUUUUAGAUUAGGCAACAUGCUAAGUAGAACGAGUGUUCAAACGAGGUUAAAUAGUAAUGAAGGAAUCUCUCUUACUGAAUUCAUGUAUCAGGUAUUUCAAGCUUACGACUGGUACUACCUUUACAAAAAUUAUGGAUGUUCCAUUCAGGUAGGAGGAAAUGAUCAGACCGGCAACAUAGUGUCCGGGUUCGAAUUCGUCUCUAAACUAACGAAAACCAACUUAUUUGGUCUGACGACUCCACUAAUCACCACAACAGCCGGGGACAAGUUGGGUAAAACCGCAGGAAAUGCAAUAUGGCUGUCCAACGAUAAGACCAGCUCCUUUGAUUUAUACCAGUUUUUUUACAGAAUAGCUGACGAUGAUGUUGAGAAUUACCUCAAGCUGUUUACCUUCUUACCUGACGAUGAAAUAUUUCAGAUGAUGUCUAAACAUAGGAAUUCUCCAGAAAAGAGGCACUCACAAAAAAGAUUAGCAGAGGAAGUAGUCAAACUCGCUCAUGGAGAGGAUGGUCUAAAAUCAGCUUUAAUGUGUACAGAAGCCCUAUACAACAGCUCUAUAGAGAAGCUGUCACGCCUAACCAGAGAUGAAACUCGGACAAUAUUCAGUGGAGCAGUCAUGAAUAAGAUAUAUUUCGAGCCAGGAACAAAAAUUAUCGAUUUAGUUAUGAAAUCAAAAUGCUUUGAUAAUAUUAAUGACGCUACAAGGAUUAUAAAAGCAGGAGGGGUCCAGGUGAAUAGUGUGAAAGUAGUUGAACCGGAAUACGUACUUAUACCCGGCCAACAUAUUCUGCCUAAUAACCUAACUAUCAUUAAAAUUGGCAAAAAAAAUUAUUACAUAGUAGAUUGGCUGGGAACUGGUUUUGACAACUCUCCAGAGGAACAGCGUGCUAGAGAUAAAUUGUAAAUGUGAAUAAAUAUACUCUACAUUUUUACUACAGAAGAUCAUUCGUUAUUGCCCUAUUUGACUUCAAAUUUCAAACCACAAAAACAUACACACGUACAAAUUCGUUUAUAUGUAUCACAUUCUUCACACAUACCUACUAUCCAUCUACCUACAUACACACAGGUGCACCGACUGUAGUUAAUAAAUUCAAGAAAGAACAUAAUCCCACAGACAGUAAUGAAAAAUAAUUGAUAUGAAGGUUACAUAGGAUGGUGAAAAUACAACAUCUUACUACUAAGAUUACAAAGGAUGAUGAAAAUACAGCUCCUUGCCACUAGCUCACAAGCAUUGACAAAAUGAUAAAUUCG
Helobdella robusta is the source of this 1890-nucleotide messenger RNA. RefSeq lists its product as hypothetical. The record is from RefSeq and is a predicted model, not a curated record. Gene Ontology annotation, biological process: tyrosyl-tRNA aminoacylation. Lineage: Eukaryota; Metazoa; Annelida; Clitellata; Rhynchobdellida; Glossiphoniidae. Gene Ontology annotation, cellular component: mitochondrion; cytosol. Gene Ontology annotation, molecular function: ATP binding; tyrosine-tRNA ligase activity; RNA binding. The transcript has 12 exons. The coding region runs from base 68 to 1543 and encodes 491 amino acids.